GGGCUUGGCUGGCUUCACUUGGCCUGGGUGUGGACAGGUGAGGCUCUCCUGAUCGUCAGAAAAACACAUCAGACACAUCAAGCCGUGUCAGUGACUGGAAGACUCGACCUACAAGAUGUCGUUUUUCGGGAACGAUGAAGAGAAAAUAAAGAAAGAAGAAGCAUCACAACAGGAAUGGAGUUUCCCCUGGAGAAAGAAGGAUGACGAAAAGAAGGGCAAAUCCGAUAAGGACAACAGCGACAAGUGCAAGGGCAAAGAGGGUGAAAAGAAGAAGAAGAAGAAGACGACGGGAGAGAAGAAAGAUGGAGCUGGCACCUCCUCCUCCUCAUCAUCUUCAUCGUCCUCCAGCAGCAGCGAUGAGAGCUGACGCGUCUUGGAGUUCCUCACUUCUCUAAUAUUGUCUCCUACAGUUGGGUGAAAUGACAAAAGGAUGUUUGUGUGUGGUUGAGUAUUUGAAACAUUUUCUUCCUGUUUGUUCAUUGUUGUCACGGGAAUGUACCGGUCUUGUGGAAAAUUUUGCACUUAAUUGAAAUAAAGGCUUUUGAAAACAA
Molecule: messenger RNA, 551 nt
Organism: Salarias fasciatus (jewelled blenny)
Lineage: Eukaryota; Metazoa; Chordata; Actinopteri; Blenniiformes; Blenniidae
Product: protein FAM133-like
Exons: 4
Coding region: 116-367 (83 amino acids)
Source: RefSeq, a predicted model, not a curated record